AGGCGUCGAGAUGUAGCUGCGACAGGAGUGACGCCCGUCGAGGAGGCGGCACGAGGAAUUCGCUCGGUGGGUGAGAAGCAGUCUCGCCUCCAUCACCAUGAAACGAAUGAUUUCCAGUGCUCCCUUUGGAAAAGAUUUAAAGACAUGCUUUGGAAUCUUACCUGAUUUGCGUAGUUUGACUCGAAAUGUUUUCCUCGCUUCAAAAUAAUUUCAUCGAGUCAAUGGAGCGGACCUGGUCGGCCUCAGAUCAGAAGUUACUACGCUACAAUGGUUCCUCGACUUUUGUUUAUAUUGUACAUUACCUCAUGUUUUACGAUAACUGCGUGCUGUUCUUCAAGGUCGACACCUAAACCUCGACCAACCAUUGCGACAGCGCGUCCCAACGUUACCUUCGAGACAUACGCUUGCCCCGAAGCCUAUGCCAAGUGGUAUUGCCUCAAUGGAGCUACCUGCUUCGCAAUCAAGAUAAGAGAUUCCAUCCUAUAUAAUUGCGAAUGCGCGGAUGGUUAUAUGGGGCAGCGUUGUGAGUUCAAAGAUUUGGACGGUUCCUAUCUCCCCAGCAGAGAGAGAGAGAUUCAAAGAGCGGGAAUAGCUGGUGGAUUGCUAAUAGUAAUCUUAAUCAUAGCUUUAUUCUAUCUCAUCUACUAUCUAACGACGCGGUUGCGGAGGAGGUACGUCGCUUACUAUCCGGAUCCGGAACUGGGGAGGAUCCAGCAACAACUAGUACAACCACAUCCCCACCUCAUGACGCCUGAAGCGGAGAUAAAAAGCAAGACUUAUUCCAACGACUGGUUAAACUCCGUUUUCCGGUGGCGACAGUUCUUUGGCAAGGAGGUCCAGAGCCUGACGUCGCCGCAAAAGUGUCAAGUCGCCAUCGUCAGUCAGUCACCUUACCUCGAACAUUGUAACUCACAAGAGCAUUACUGUCCACAAAGACAGGGACAUUGUGUUUGCCCACAUCAACAAGAGCUCCGUCAUCCUCACAGGCGGGAACAUUCCUACUCACACAGGCUAGAACAGUCUCACAGACAUUGAUGCAAACCUUUCUUCCUCUCAAUUCUUGGACAGCACUCUUGCCAAAAGCAACAAGUUGUCUGAAAUUUCUGAGCUCGUGCUUCACUGUUUAAAAGAAGCCAGGUUUUUAAAAGAAAAUAACCAGGUUUUAUGCGUAUUUCGGAACUGAUAUUUUAAACGCAAAUGUUAGUCCGCUAAAAUAUCUCAUUUUUAAUGGGGCAACAUUUAAAAACAUAAUUAACAAAUGCAUUGAAUUUUUUAAAUAUUAAUGUAUUGAAAAUUACUUUAGUCUGUUUAAUUUUUGUAAAAAAAAGCAACCGAAUGUUUUUGGAUAUUUUGAAUAACUAGUCAGUUUUCAUAACAAAGUUUUCAUUGUUUCUAUUAGCAUCAACCUGUUAUUGCAAUUGUAAAUAAAUCAAUAAUAUAAUGUUCAAGUAUUUUGCGCAGUUAGUUUUUUUCAAUAAUUAAAUCUGUAUUUCAAAUUAAAUGCGUAAAAGUUCCGAUUUAAAUGGAAAAAUGACUCUUUCGAAGCUCUUUUAUGCGCUAAUCUACUAUUUCAGACAACUGCUUCUUUUGGAAAGCUGUGAAAGAAACCGAGAUUGUGAUCAGCGUCUAAGUCAAAUAUUAAUAAGGGAAAACUAAUAAAAAAAAUGUGUGUUUAGAGGCGGGAAAAAAAAUAAUAAUUUAAAAAAUGAGUUCUGGUGGCUAGUCCUCGCUGCGGGCAGCACGUCCCUCCGACCAAUUGUUGUUCCUUCUUCUAAGACGCAAUUUCUUCCUACUGACUAUUUUUUCCAAUGCCUCCUCCUCGUGCGUCAACAUGAACUAACUUCCGUCCAAAAGAAAUGAACUCAUAAACUGUCACGUACGGUAGCUAUCGUACUGUGCUUUGGGAGCAAAGAAGAGUCAUCAUCUUUAGUGCAUCACCAUCCGACUUGCAGUGAUGGGAGAUGAAGUUUGUGGCGCCAUCUAUGAGAAGGAGUAUAUGUGACAGGGUUAUAGCCAAAGUUCUACACUGCAUCUGGACAGUGAAUUUAUAUUUGUUGAACUGUGUAUAUUUUGUCAUUGCUUUUUUUUUUUUUCCACAUCGGAUGUGUGAAUGACUAACGCCGGUAAGUGUGAAUGCGCGCGUGUGCAUGUUAUGUGUGAAUGUGUGUCAUUUUUUUUACGCCGCUGAUAACGCCUUUGGAGUGACUUAAGGAAAGAAAUCUUGCUUCUGUAUACAUUCCAAUUUCUGUGUAUGAUAGUUUGAAGAUUUUAAUAUAAUUUAUCCGUUACUUCGUAAAUAAUUUCCAUACUUUCUGUAAUGGAUUAUA
Molecule: messenger RNA, 2327 nt
Organism: Argiope bruennichi
Lineage: Eukaryota; Metazoa; Arthropoda; Arachnida; Araneae; Araneidae
Exons: 8
Coding region: 268-1035 (255 amino acids)
Biological process (GO): epidermal growth factor receptor signaling pathway
Molecular function (GO): epidermal growth factor receptor binding; receptor ligand activity
Source: RefSeq, a predicted model, not a curated record